AAAAUGGAUGGCAAAUCCACACGAUUAAAACCUUGCUGAUGCUGAUAAUGAUUUAGCCUAAACUGCUAAAUGACAACUGAAGAACUAAUCAAGCUUAAAUGUAAAAAUUGCCACAAGUGUGCGCUACUUUGCGUCAUGAAGGAGGAAUUCUCGCUCAGUACUUGAAGGGCUGCAAUAACUACUCUUCAUUUGCUCAGUAAACCCACGGCACAAGGCUGACCAGCCUCUACAUCGCCCCUCCUGCUGUGACGUCACGCUCAUGGCUAUUUGCAUGAAGUACGUUGUACAGCUCAUUUGAGAGUUAAAACUGAAUCUCGCUUGAGAAGCGAAAGACCAUACGGAGCGGGAGAGCGCGAGAAACCUGCGCGAGAAGAGCACUCAUGUUAUCGCGCGCACACUGAGAAGUAUUACAGCGCGCGCUGAAAAUGGAGCUGCCCGCCGCGGGUGAGCACGUCUUCGCGGUGGAAAGCAUCGAAAAGAAACGCAUUAGAAAGGGAAGGUGUGAGUACCUGGUCAAGUGGAGAGGCUGGUCUCCCAAAUAUAACACGUGGGAGCCAGAGGAAAAUAUUCUGGACCCGAGACUUCUCGUCGCUUUCCAAAACAGGGAAAGACAAGAGCAGCUAAUGGGUUAUCGUAAACGGGGGCCAAAACCAAAACAUCUUCUCCUGCAGGUACCAUCAUUUGCUCGAAGAUCCAGUGUUCUUACCAACCUUCAGGAGGUGUCACAGGGUGAGGAUAACCAACCCAAAACAACUUCAGACCUGGUCCAAAGCCAGCAAUACCAGCUUAACAGCAAAAAGCACCAUCCCUACCAGCCCAACCCAAAAGACAAGCAGGGAGAGGCACGAAUAAAUGGGAAAAAGAAGCACUACUACCAGCUCAACAGCAAGAAACACCACCACUAUCAACCAAACCCUAAAAUGUAUGACUCCCUAUAUCAGAGGGUCAAGGAGACCAAAGUUCCUGAGUUGACCGACAAGGAAUGGAACUUAUCUCCAGCUCUACAGCAGAAAUGGGUCCAAAGUAAGGAUUCUGAGUGCCUCAGUAAGGUGAGAAAUAUUACAAUGGAGUUGAAAAAGCUUCCUAAACUAAAUGGUGGCGCUGACUUAAACAUGAACACAAACAGUUAUGCAAAGGAAGAUAAGGCACCGCACAAUGGAAUAAGCAGCAAACUGAAGAUUGUGAAGAAUAAGAAUAAAAAUGGGCGCAUUGUCAUUGUCAUGAGCAAAUACAUGGAAAAUGGCACCCAAGCAGCUAAAAUUAAGAAAGGAACAGUAGAUUCCGAGGAAAAAAGGCAACCACAAGAUUGUAAGUCCUGUGGAACAGAUGAGAGCACAGAGAAGAUAAAGCACACAAAGAAGCAAAGUCUUGUGAAAGUGAUAAAAAAGGACAGUAAAGCUGAGUCUGCCUGUUUUAGGCUUUCCAAUGGACUAUCAUCUUGUGAAGGGGACAAUCCUAAAAAAACAUGCUCCACAGUGUUUGAGCCAAACAACUCAAAGAAGCCUGGCAGCACUGGAGAUUAUGUAUCUAAUGAACAGCCCUUGCAACUGACAAACAAAACCAGUCUGACUACAGUGUCUAUUGAGACGAGUGAUCAAAAAGGCACCCAAUCUACUCAAUAUGGUCCUCUCACCUUGCCUCGAAAGCGUUGCUACUCUGAGCCAGACAGUGACAGUGGGGAGGUUAAAAGGCUCCUAAUUUCUCAGAGUACAAAUGCUCCUAAUACUGACUUGUCUCACUCUUUUAAUGGCACCACACACUUCAAUAACCAUCAGCACUCUGGCAGACAUGACUUUGAAAUUUUGGACUCCAACCAAGACGAACCCAUAGACCUCAGCUGUGUAAGGUCAAGAGAAGAGAGAAAAAAUCCUACACAUUCUCAGAUUGGAAACUCUAUACCGACUGGGAAAGCAGUGGUCUCUGCACCAGAGCAAGUAGAGAAAGAAAUGAAAAAAUCUGUUCGAAGCUUUACACCUUUUCUUGGGAAUAUAAUAAUCACAGAUGUCACAGCAAACUGCCUUACAGUGACAUUCAAGGAGUAUGUUACAACGAAGGUAAACAUGGAGCUGUCGGCUGUCGGAGAGAGGGUGUUCGCGGCCGAAUCGAUCAUCAAGAGACGAAUACGACGGGGUCGAAUGGAAUAUCUCGUGAAAUGGAAGGGCUGGUCACCCAAGUACAGUACUUGGGAACCAGAGGAAAAUAUCCUAGACUCACGCCUAUUCGUUGCCUUUGAGGAGAGGGAGCGUGAGAGAGAAAUAUUUGGACCCAAGAAAAGAGGACCUAAGCUCAAGACUUUUCUUCUAAAGGCCCAAGCUAAAGAAAAGGCAAAGUCUUAUGAAUUUAGGAAUGAAUCAUCCAGAGCCAUUGCAUAUCCCAGUCCAGAGCCUGUGGUAACCCCUAGAGCGAGGGAAGGACUACGUGCUGUAGUUCCCACAAUUUUCCCUCCCAGCACAGUCAACCGAGGAGAGAGCGUAAGGAUUCCACCUCCAGAACCAAGGGAGCAAAGUUCUCCACACUCAUCCAGACCCAGCACUGAUGCUUUUACCCUCACCCCAAAAAAGAGAGGACGGAAGCCCAAAUUACGCUUCACAGAUGGCUAUACAAGCUCCUUACAUCCAGAGCAUUCAAAAAGAGCAGCAGAUGAAACCAUGGCAAGCAUUCCUUCCAAAAUGGCAAAGUUAGGUUUGGGAGAAGAGGAAGAGAGAUGCUCAGAAAUAAGUGGGAGAAUUAAGAUAUCUCAUAAGCACAUGGAUGCUACCUAUUCACACAAACAAAACAGAGUUGUUCCAAGCAGGAGUACCCAGCAUAUUUCUCCAGAGUGGAGUUUGCAUUCCAGCAGAGGUAGUGCAGACUUACAGGGCCACAGGACUAAUCCGCAGACAAGCCACUUUCACCAUAAACACCUGAAGCACCAUUCAAAACGAAGAAUAUUUGAACACGGUGAUUCCUCCAGCAGACAGCCUUCACUUAUUGCCAAAAUUCCAGUGUCACGCAUAUUUGGAGAGCCGGAGGAGGGAGAUGCUUGGAAACCCUCCUUCAGCAAUGUGGAGAAAGUCAUAGUUACCGAUGUGACAUCGAACUUCCUGACUGUAACAAUCAAAGAGAGUAGCACAGAUAAAGGCUUCUUUAAAGACAAAAGAUGAUCAUUUACUGCAGCCAGUAUGCUCCUUUCAUCUCUUCAGAAGUCAUUUAUUGUCGAAAAUAUUCUGUGUAUUGUAUAAAAAAAAAAUCUUAUUCCCUUUUCUGUCAAGCUGAAAUCUGUAUUUAUUGUGAAAUUGCUGCUUUAAGUAAUUUGCAUGCACUAGACAAGAUAAACAAAGCCAGAACUGUGUUCAAAUACAUACAGGAGUUCUCAGAUCAUUUGUUGUAAGUAUUAAUUACAAAUUGUUUACCUAUAAAUAUAUAAAAGUAUCAUUUGUCUCCCAGACGAAUAUUAAAACAUUUAUGUACAGAAUAAGA
Messenger RNA from Onychostoma macrolepis, 3459 nucleotides. It is a transcript of the gene cbx8b, whose product is annotated as chromobox homolog 8b. The record is from RefSeq and is a predicted model, not a curated record. The coding region runs from base 426 to 3143 and encodes 905 amino acids. Gene Ontology annotation, biological process: negative regulation of DNA-templated transcription. The transcript has 10 exons. Lineage: Eukaryota; Metazoa; Chordata; Actinopteri; Cypriniformes; Cyprinidae.